Molecule: messenger RNA, 1317 nt
Organism: Cryptosporidium ubiquitum
Lineage: Eukaryota; Apicomplexa; Conoidasida; Eucoccidiorida; Cryptosporidiidae
Exons: 1
Coding region: 1-1317 (438 amino acids)
Molecular function (GO): acyltransferase activity
Source: RefSeq, a predicted model, not a curated record
AUGUCAUUGCACACCCAAUUCGAAACUAUUUUAUUUAUUCUCAAAAUUUAUGCUGGUUUAUCAAUAUUCUCAGUACUUUGGUUCAUAUACUCAUUCAAUGUAUAUAUUAAAUGCAUUCCAAAUCAAUUAAAAAAUAUUGACCAAUCAAAAUUCGAUUUUUGCAAAAGAUUAGACUAUGAAAACAUAUCUCUGUUUUACUCCGUACUUGGAUCAAUUCUUUACUGCCCUUUUCGAAUACUUGUGCUUUGCUUGACAGCGUCUAUAGUUAUUCCGGUUUUACUUGUUUUAAAGUUAAUUGGAAGUAUAUUUCCUCUGAUAAAUGGAACUCUUUUCUACAACUACAUUCAUAUACUAAUUGUGAAGUUUGCUGGAGCAUUCACACUCAGACUACUGGGUGUUGUAGAAGUUGAUCAUUAUUUACUUGAAAAAAAUAAUGAAGUUUGUGGACAAGUCAGUUACAACUGUAUAAAGUCGGACAAUAUCCCCGAAAUGAAUGACGUUGUAACAAUUGUUUCUAAUCAUGUUUCUAUUUUAGACAUUUCCUUCUUUAUGAGAUAUGUUUCUUGUGGAUUUGUUGCUCAAAAAGAAAUCCGUGAAAACUACAUUUUAGGAACUUUUGCAGAUGUAAUUGGAUGCAUUUAUGUCGACAGAAGCUGUACGGAAACUAGGUCGAAGGCAAAACACUUAAUCCAAGAUAGGCAACUCAAAAGAUUUGAAUUGGUUAGUUCUAGAACAGCUGAUGCUAUUACCACUCCUAAAAUUAAAGAUUCAAAUAUUUUUAUUUUGAAUGAAAUAAGUAAAUAUUUUAAUUAUUUAAAAAAAACUCCACUGGUUGUAUUUCCCGAAGGGACCACAACUAAUGGUAAUGAUAUUAUUCCUUUCAAGCUAGGUGCAUUUGAAUCCCUUACUCCCGUAAUGCCCGUUGUUCUUUUAUAUAAAUAUUCAGCAUACUCUCCGGCAUUUGAGAUAGUCCCAUUUUGGGUACUUUUAUGUUUACUUUUCUGCAACUAUGGCAAAAUAACUCUCUCUGCCUAUUGGCUACCACAAAUGUAUGCAGCAAAGACAAAAAAUAAUGAACAUUCAACUAAAGACUUUGCCAACCGAGUAAGGGAGCUUAUGAUCAAGGUACUUAAAAAGGCUAAGGAGUGUGACAAUAUCAAUUACUUACAAAUUUCCAAACAAAAAAGUCAUCAAGUAGACUUAAAGAACAUCAGAAAGUUUGAAAUAUCUAUUAACGGAAAUUCGGAUAGUAGCAAUUCGACUGCAACUGGUUCUCUUAGGUUGAAACAAGAAUAUAUUCGCAUGCUUAAUAAUUAA